AUGGCUCCCGCCGCGCAGCGCAGCGCAGCGCAGCCCGGCAGCGCCUGGUCCGGCGGGCGGGCGGGCGGGCGGGCGGUGCGAGCGCGGCGCCUCCCACCGCCCACUUCCUUCCUCGCCGGGGAAGGGGCCGGGGCUGCGGCGGCGGAGGCUGCGCUCCCUCCCCGGCCACCUGUGCCUCGGUCCCUCCCUCCGUCCCCGCUCUCCUUCUCCCUUCACUCCUCCCGCUUGUCCCUCCCCCUCUCCUGCUGCCUUCCCUCUCUCCCCCAUCGCUCUCGCUUGUCCCUCCCUCUGUCCCUUGCUCUUUUCUGUCCUUUCCUCUUCCCUCUGUCCCCGCACUCGCUUUGCCCUCCCUCUCUCCUUCAGCCUGCCCUCUGCCCCUUGCUCGCUCUUUCACCCCCUCUCCCUCUUCUGUCCCUCUCUCUCGUCCCCCAUCCCCUCACUUUUCCCUCCCGCUGUCCCUUACUGUUUUCUGUCCUUCCUUCUCUCUUCCCACCCUCAUCCCUGCACCAGUACCUUCCUUUCCUCUUCCCUCAGCCCCUCGCUCUCCCGCACCCCACUCAUCUUUCCCUCCUUCACCCUGCCCUCUUCCCCUGUCUCUUCCUUUCCUCUUCCCUCUCCCCCCAGCCCCUCACUCUCCCACACCCCGCUCGUUUUCCCCUUUCUCCUUCACCCUGCCCUCUUCCCUUCCCCAUCCCCUCAUUCUUUUCUGUCCUUCCUUCUCUCUUCCCACCCUCAUCCCUGCACCAGUUCCUUCCUUUCCUCUUCCCUCUCUCCCCCAGCCCCUCACUCUCCCACACCCCACUCAUUUUCCCCUCUUUCUCCUUCACCCUGCCCUCUUCCCAUCUCCUCUUCCCCAUCCCCUCACUCUUUUCUGUCCUUCCUUCUCUCUUCCCUCUCUUUUCCCACCCUCAUCACUGCACCAGUACCGUAUGUAGACACCUGGCAGCUCAGGAUCAGAUCGGAGGAGACCUGGUGAAGCGGGGUGCCUGGCUGCGGGAAGCUCCUCUGUGUCUAUCCCAAUGGCAGGUAGCGCCCGAGGGAUCCUCAGGACCGCCGCAGCGCUCGUCCAUGUGGGUGGAUGUAGGCUUUUGACAAGGGGGGGGGGUGCAGAGAGUGAGGUGCAUCACCCCAUAUAACCCUGGACUCCCUCCACGUCGGUGGAGAUCAACUUUGCAAAAUUUGCAGCACCCCUUUAAACAUUGGGAAGCGACCAGCUUGUCAGAAUUGCUCCUGCUGGAGCGACCAUCAGCAGAGCACCGUUGAGGCCUUGUGGAAAUCUGGUGCUGAGCUGCCUUCCCCACCGCCGAGGGCAGGCAGGAGACUGUGGCAGAAGCAGAACUCAAACCCAGGGCCCCAGAAUCGCAGUGCUGUGACCGCAGAGUCAUCUUUUAUCUCCAUCCAGCAGAGACAACGGUUAUGACAACGCUCAUUGACUUUCAAAUAAGACCCAGGGAGGCACUCCUCUAAUUCAUCAUCUAUUAAUUUAUUACAAAGCUGAACUCUCAACCCAAAGUUCCUUGGCAGUCUCUUCUUUAAAAUCUCACCCGUAAUUUUCUGCUGCCUCUCGCAUUCAAUCUGUCACCGCAUGGACAAGCCUCGUACAACUCUUUCCUGCUUUUGGGUCACACGACCUCUCCCUGUUUGGGAGUCAGCUCCCAUCCAAGGUUUCUGGAGGAGAAACAGAAGCUGAGAGUGGCGUGCGCAGGAACGAUGAACCCGCAUGGACUGCUGAUGCAGAUUGCAAAGACCAUCUCCUCUGAAUCCAACCCCGUGCAGCUACAAAAGCAAUGUUUCUUCUGGAUUCGCCCGUGGUUUCCUUAGUUUCUCAUUUUUUAAUGAUGUUCAUUAUUUAGUUUCCCAGAAGGAUGUUUCUUAUGGCCUAGUACACUUGGCUAUACCUGGUAAGUUUAUUGAUGGUCCCGGUGCAUCAUUGCUGGCCUACCCAAGAGAAUAUUAGAGCAGUACUGAAGGAAGCAACAUCAAAGCAUGCAUGUCCAAAUGGCAUGUUCAGAGCUACGCCCUGCUAUGGGUGUGUGCUAUAUUGACUUGAAUAAGAAGUUCUUAAUACCCCAGGGGGCCUGAUUUCUAAUAAUAACUUUCCUGUCCUUCCUGUUCUUCCUUACACUUUUCACUGAUGUAUUUCUAGCUCUCUAACAGCAUGCAUUGGGCGAGAAUCAUAAUGCCGCCAAAACAAAUGGUAUUACGCCGAGGAUCAUUCUGGCUUGGAGUAUACUAGCCUGCUUUGGAUGGAGGUGGAGGACUACAGAUAGGUUUGUGAUGCGCCUGCAAUUAAAGCAGCUCGCUUUGUCUCGACUUUUUUUACCGCUUUGUAAGAAUGUGUGCUUGGCCCCCGGGUGCUUAGGAACCAUCGCUGCCUCUGCAAAGCCAGCAUCUGCAGAGGACGUGCUGCUCCAACCUAGUUUCUUAUCUACCCCUGCAAUAAUAAAAAAUGGCUGAUGAUGGAGAUAGCAGCAAAAACUCUGGAAGGCAAAUCAGAGUCAAGUGUGUGGAGGCAGCAUCUACAUUGGUUUGCGACAGCCUUCGAAUGAUGUGGGCAUUGUGAAGUCGACAAUACAGCUGAGGGAAGUCAACAGAGAUAUAUACAUCCCCCAUGUGCUAGGUAGGUCCCUAAAUAGAAGGCAGCCUCUAUAAUAAUGUGUUCAACUCAGAGAUUGACCUCUGACUUUGUUCCUCUUUUCCCCUCCGCUUCUACUGUGUGAGAACAAGGAUUUCUUAGGAUAAUAUUUUUUAUUGGAGCAGCUAUACAGUGAGGAUAGAGUUAGACAAGCUUUUGAAUGCAAGACAUUCUUGGUCAGGGCCCCUUAUAUUGACGUUUUGGGGAAUUAUAGCUGGUGUUAAUGUGUUAGCGAGCCAACCGCUGUAGACAUUUCGCAGACGUGCUGAUCUGCUGCCCUCCACUGGAGAGGAAAAGGGAAGCAUUUCUGUUUUGUGUUUUUUUUUAAUUACGUUCAGGAUAUUGAUUUUAUUACUUUCCCACUCACACUAGCUCCUGGGACUAUUGAUUUCAUGCAGAAAGAUAUUAAUGGUGAUAAUAUUUUGCCUUUUCAUCCCAAUGUGCUUCACUAAGUAGAUACACACAGGAAAGCCGAUACACAGCCAUCUCUGCUGGGGGGCAGGACCCAACCAAUAUACAGUCCGAUGCACAGCUGUACAAGAAUGGAAUAUUUUGACCAUACAACUAGGCAAAGUUGCGGGGCAGGGAGUGGUUAAGCUACAGUGGGAAGUAUAAUAUCCAAACAGAGCAGAGGGGACCCAGGUCAUUUUUUAAAUCUUAUCUGAACUACGCAUAUGCACACACACGUGUGCACAUGCAAAAAUGCAUGGGAUUUCAGCACUCCACCCUGGAACAAUCAUAGCCUGAGCUGAACCCACUGCUGCUGGAACCGAUGAUAAGUAUUUUUAACCUGGCACAUACAGCACAAAGCCGUGCUCUAAAUUAACCAAACCUUCCUAGUGACAACAAGAGAGCCUCCCUUGGCCCACAGAGGUGAAUGAAAAGACUCCUAUAAACUCUUGCUAUGCAAAUCUAUUAUAAUCUACCUGGGAAAUAGGUAGGUCAUAGCUUGGAGGUUUCAAUCUAUGUGCUUGAAGUACUUCUGCCAUCUCCUGGGUAGAGCUGGAAAUGCACCCAUCUGCCAGAAAUCCCAGUGAUGUCCAACUCCUCCAGGUUUGAGUGCUGGCUCAAGCCAUUGCUUAUCCUGGCAUAUCAGCAUGCCCACGCAGUGCAUGCAUUAACUGUAGGCAGGUCCUUAACUGCUGCAAGUUAUCUGAUCUGUCUGUACAGGCAACCGCCACCAGUCAGGCUCUGGCCACGUACCCCUGCUCUUACCUACGUUCCCCGUGGAUCCCCUAUAACCAGGUCAUAUAGACAGCACAUCCUCUUCAACACACCACGUCAUUCCUUGGUCAACACCUGGCUUUCAUCCGGGGACUCAGCUCAGUUGUGACUAUAUCCUAGACAGCCUGUAUGUCAGAGGUAAAUAGAAUAGAGCAGCCAUCAUUCCAACCAAUUGGGACCAAAACUCAUUCCUAAAAAUCAAAUGAUUUGGUUAAUGAAACAUGUUUUAAAUGAAUAUUUAUGUACGUAAUAUAUACAACCUAUAUACGAAUGUCUUUCACAUUGAUUUUUUUUCCAUUGUUAAAACUCUUUGCUUUUGCUACCAUUGCUCUCCCUUUGCUUUUGCUACCACUGCUAGGUAGGUCCCUAAAUAGAAGGCAGCCUCUAUAAUGAUAGAAUAAGACUUUCAACACGUAUCACACAGGGUGCGUCUACACAAGAUGCUAACUGCACAGUAUCCUAAUGCUACUGAGCAGUAGCCUGCAAGGCAAAACCCGUGCUAAUUUGCUAUUGUGCAGUCGUAUUAGGCUACUGUGCAGUUAGCGUCACUAAAAAGCCAUGAGCCGGUGCUACUGCACAGUAGUGCCGGUUACUGCACAUUGAUUUAGUUCUUGGUUAUACCAGUACUAAACUUAAUGCGCAGUGAUAUACCAGGAGAAGCUAAAGGCAGCUUUUAGGGAAAUAAAAACAGGCACUGAGUAGAGAGACAGACAAAUAUUUCCGGGGGAUGGGGUCUUUGUAGGCAUCAGUAUGGCAUUUGCCUUUGCUGCACUGGCAAUUGCUUUAAACAUUUAAUUUGGAACGUGCAGUUGAGGAAAGACAACUCGGGGGCUCAAAGAAGACAAUGCAGCAGAGGUCAGGGGCAUGGAGCCAGGCAAUGACUGCCUUUGGAAGCCUGCAGCUUUCAGCCCU
Messenger RNA from Alligator mississippiensis (American alligator), 4771 nucleotides. RefSeq lists its product as uncharacterized. The transcript is spliced from 3 exons. The coding region runs from base 1 to 1092 and encodes 363 amino acids. The record is from RefSeq and is a predicted model, not a curated record. Lineage: Eukaryota; Metazoa; Chordata; Crocodylia; Alligatoridae.